GAUCUCAGUAGCUCCAGUAUAUCAGUCGCCUGUCAGCUCCGAGCGACCGACUAUUUAUAAAAAUAAUAACAAAUUUGUUUUGUUUAAUUAUUAUAACAAAACAAUGUUUAUUAACAUAAAAUAAAUUUAAUUGUCAACUUAAACAAAAUUCAAAUCUCCAGUCUCCAAAUUAACAGCACCAGUGCACAUCAUACACACAACACACCAUGGAUGGACCUUGCCUUCAUCAAUUCAUCGUGACACCUUUUAAGAAUAUCCAACGAUUACACCGAUUUAGAGAAAUAAAAUGGAUGAAUCCACGAGCGGAUGCCAAUACAGCUUAUGUACCAACGUACAUUGAACAUCUAGCAAAUAUAAUAACACAUGGAAUAUGGAUUGUCCCGGCACUACUUGGAGCUGUGGAACUUAUUUCCAGAUCAAAGAAUUGGACUCAAUUAACAUCCGCAUGGGUCUACGGUCUGGCACUACUUUUACUUUUCGUAAUAUCAACAUCGUUUCACUGCGUACACUACCGCAAUCACAAACAAUUAAAAGACGUUUUGCAUCGAUGCGAUCGUGCUAUGAUAUAUGUUUUUAUCGCGGCGACAUAUUUCCCAUGGUUGAUGGUCGAAGAUUUUCCGGAUAAUGAUAUUAUACCAACGAUGAGAUAUUUAGUAUGGAUUAUGGCAAUUAUUGGUAUUUUAUAUCAGCAAGUAUUUCACGAAAAAUAUAAAAUGUUAGAAACUAUUUUUUAUCUAGUCAUGGGAGUGGGACCAAGUAUUGCUGUUAUAACUGUUAAUAAAUUUGACAACAUACGAGAAUUGAAGACUGGCGGAUUUAUAUACAUUGUUGGAAUAUUAUUUUUCAAAUCUGAUGGACGUAUACCUUGUGCUCAUGCUAUUUGGCACGUGUUCGUAACAGUCGCAGCAGCGUUUCAUUACUACGCAAUACUAAAUCAUCUUUAUCCUCCAAUUUAUAAAGACGAAAGCGUACCAAUAAUUAACGAUUUUAUUAAAUCAUCAGUUGAACUUUGAAACUAUAAAUUAAAUGUUUACUUUAGAGAUAAUUACCUUCAAUCUACGAUAUUAUUUUAUGAAACUUUUACAUGACAGUAUAAAAUUAACGUUAAACGUUUCUUUUUUAUUUUCUUUUGUUAAAUACAUAAUUAUAUAGUUUAUUUUUUAUUUUAUGUAUAUACUCCUCGAGAAUUUAAAAUUUAAAAAAUGACAUUUUUUAUAAAAAUA
Messenger RNA from Microplitis mediator, 1223 nucleotides. Its product is annotated as monocyte to macrophage differentiation factor. The transcript has 5 exons. Gene Ontology annotation, molecular function: pore-forming activity. The coding region runs from base 207 to 1013 and encodes 268 amino acids. NCBI's taxonomy places the organism in Eukaryota, Metazoa, Arthropoda, Insecta, Hymenoptera, Braconidae. Gene Ontology annotation, cellular component: membrane. The record is from RefSeq and is a predicted model, not a curated record.